Molecule: messenger RNA, 1971 nt
Organism: Paramormyrops kingsleyae
Lineage: Eukaryota; Metazoa; Chordata; Actinopteri; Osteoglossiformes; Mormyridae
Gene: klf12b
Product: Kruppel like factor 12b
Biological process (GO): regulation of transcription by RNA polymerase II
Molecular function (GO): RNA polymerase II cis-regulatory region sequence-specific DNA binding; DNA-binding transcription factor activity, RNA polymerase II-specific
Source: RefSeq, a predicted model, not a curated record
UAAGAUGCCACACGUUUUUUUUCUCUCGACAUCAUAAUUGACCCAUAAUUUCUGUAAAUGGACAUGCAAAUGAGUGAUCGUAAAUCACAAUAAUUUUAAAGAUUAAUUCCUGCGGCUGAGGAGCUUUGCCAAAGUUUAAGGCCCGGCCCGGCGACUGCAGAGGGCGAGAUGUGAACGCAACGAUCAGACAAUAGCGAGAUGGGCGGUAGAAGCUGCUUCUAAAAGUAGGAAUGAGGCACAUGAGGCAGCCUGGUGGACAGGAGAGCGGAGCGCUGUGCUGGCAUCCCAGAAACGAGCGAGACCGUGGGGCUUGAGAGCCAGCCAAAGCUGCAUCCCACCGAAGGGCAACUGGAGAAGGUGGGGGUGGAUCAGCGGAGCAUGGCCCCCACAGGGCAGGCUCCAUUAAGAACAGGAUGCUAAUGCUUGACGGAAUGCCUACUGUCAGAGUCAAAGCAGAACCCCUGGAGUCUGAACAAGGGUCGCCCAAAGUGCACAGCUACCCUGGUAUGGAAGCGGUGCCCCUCCUUCUGAGCAAAGUCAAAGCCGAGCCGCCGGAGGACUUCCUCUCCUCUGAUCCGUUCCAGACGCAGACCGAGCCCGUGGACUUGUCCAUAAACAAAGCCAGGACCUCUCCCCACUCGGGCCCGUUGUCGGCCCAGUCGUCGCCCGUGACGUCCGCUCUCUCGCCGUGCCGCUCGUCGUCGUCCGCGUCCUCGUCCCCCACGGUCAUCACCUCCGUGUCCUCGGCCUCCUCGACGGGUGUGCCCACCAUGCUGGGGCAGGGGCCCCUGGCGGCCCCCCCUCCCUCCGGAGUCAGGGGCCAGCCGUUUUUGCACAUCAUCCACCCAGUCCCGCCUUCCAGUCCCAUUAACCUUCAGUCCAACAAGCUGCCCAGCCACGUGCACCGGAUCCCCGUGGUGGUGCAGUCACUGCCCCUGAUGUACACCGCCGUGCGUUCGCCGGGGAACCUGAACUCCACCAUCAUGCUACCUCUGCUGGACGAGGCAAGGAAUCAGGGCAAAGGAGUGCAAACCGACACGAACAGCUUGUCGCCGAGGCAAAUAAAAAGCGACAGCGAUGAUGACCUGCCAAAUGUGACCUUAGACAGUGUUAAUGAAACGGGAUCUACAGCCCUUUCUAUAGCGAGAGCUGUACAGGAUUCCAUGUCGCCGUUCAGUAUUGAGGCCGUGAGACGCACGCGGAGGUCCGAAUCGCCUGACUCCAAGAAGAGGCGCAUCCACAGAUGUGAUUUCGAGGGCUGCAAUAAGGUGUACACCAAGAGCUCGCACCUCAAAGCCCACCGGAGGACGCACACGGGUGAGAAGCCAUACAAAUGCACCUGGGAUGGAUGCACGUGGAAGUUCGCCAGGUCGGACGAGCUGACGAGGCACUAUCGCAAGCACACGGGGGUGAAGCCCUUCAAGUGUGCCGACUGUGAUCGCAGCUUCUCACGAUCAGACCACCUGGCGCUGCAUCGCAGAAGACACAUGCUGGUGUGAGGUGCUGCAGGGGGGCGGGGGGGGGCUGCAUGGAGGGGCAGGACCCCAUCCACUGCACGUGUUCAGCUGGCCUGAACGCACCCCCCUUCCCCCUCCACCCAGGUUGGGGGGGUCUGAAGAUAAGGUCCUUUCCGUUUUGGAAUCGUGUCACGGAGCACUGUAUUACCUAUUUCUUCGAACAUUGAAAGUAUUUCAUCGGGACAAGAAAACGAUGUGGAGUGACAGAUAAAAACGUUCCUGUGUCACGCCCCUAAAGCAACAAAGUAUUCAGUUUUUAAACGGAAUUUUUAUUUCGGCUGGUUGUUGGUCAGAUGGCUGCUUUUCUGCAUCUAUAAUGUGAAAGAACACUGCAAACACAGCAAUUGUGUCUGUGCGGGGGUCCCGCAGGGGGGCCCCGAGGGCGGAGCAGAGUGAAACACAAGCAGCUUCCUCUUUUGGAGAGGAUCGUUGCACAAGAUCUUGCAGCCCCCCC